This is a messenger RNA of Trichoplusia ni (cabbage looper), 1402 nucleotides long. Its product is annotated as retinoid-inducible serine carboxypeptidase-like. Gene Ontology annotation, biological process: proteolysis. The record is from RefSeq and is a predicted model, not a curated record. Gene Ontology annotation, molecular function: serine-type carboxypeptidase activity. The transcript has 9 exons. NCBI's taxonomy places the organism in Eukaryota, Metazoa, Arthropoda, Insecta, Lepidoptera, Noctuidae. The coding region runs from base 44 to 1363 and encodes 439 amino acids.
UAUAUCGAUCCAAUUUCAGUACAAAAUAAACUCCUUCAUCAGAAUGUGGUUUUAUUCAAUAUUUAUUUUAACGUUAUCAAGUCAAUAUGUAGUCGGUCAAUUUGGUCCGUAUAAACAAGCCUCCAACUAUGUGAACGUAAGAGAGGGAGCUCAUAUGUUUUACUGGUUAUUCUACACAACAGCUACUGAAAACUACACUGAAAGACCCCUUAUAGUAUGGCUACAAGGAGGUCCAGGCGGCUCCUCUACUGGCAUUGGUAAUUUUGAAAUAUUAGGUCCUCAAGAUGAGUACUUGCAAGAUAGAAACUACACUUGGGUAAAUAACUUCAACGUGCUCUUUGUGGAUAAUCCAGUAGGAACGGGCUACAGUUAUGUAGAAGAUUUUAAAUUUCUGACUGUUACAAACGAUGAAAUAGCUCUAGAUUUCGUCGAGCUCAUGCGAGGAUUUUAUAAAGAUCAUCCAGAGUUCAAUUCAGUACCACUUUACAUCUAUGGGCAGUCGUAUGGAGGGAAGAUGGCUAUCGACAUGGCCAUACGAAUGCGUGAGGCGGAGCAAGAGGGUACAAUUGGUUCAAAUUUGAGGGGAGUGGCGAUGGGCAAUGCUUGGAUAUCUCCAGUUGAUGCGACUCUUACUUGGGGCCCUCUAUUAUUGGCAGCGGGUCUAGUUGACCAAGAAGGGUACGAGGCUAUUCAGGCUGCAGCCAAGGAGUCGGAACGAUUGUUCAAUGAGGGCGACUAUGCUGGUUCUACAUCCGCAUGGUCAAAUACCCAGAGCACAGUGUUUCGCCAUACAACAAGCGUCGAUUUUUAUAACAUCCUAACAAAAAUGCAAGUUAGAAUGAGUGACACCACUAAAAGUGCUUAUGAACUUUCAAGAGACAUGUUGAUUAACAAUGUGCCAUACGGGAUUGAAAAUUCGAGGCAAGAUGCUUUUAACCUGACUCAUUUCAUGAACACUGAUGUGAAAACUGCGCUCAACAUUCCGGAACACGUGAUUUGGGGCUCUCAAUCUAAUGCCGUGUUUCAUUAUUUAAGGGGAGACUUCAUGAAGCCUGUUACUGAUGGCAUUGAGAAACUGCUGAACGAAACGGACAUUAUACUGACGAAAUAUAAUGGAAAUCUCGAUUUAAUUUGCGACACCCCAGGCCAAUUACUGUGGGUCGAUCGUCUGAAAUGGCAUGGUGCUGAAGCCUACAAACAAGCCCCACGUCUUCCUAUCUGGGAAAACGGUAAAUUAGAAGGGUACUACAAAGCUUAUGAAAACUUCAGAUUUUUCUGGAUAAAUGUAGCGGGUCACAGUGUACCAAGGGACAACCCAGCUGGAAGUAACGCAUUUCUUCGCGACAUGACAUCGUUCGGUUGACUUUUAUGAAAAAAUAAUUAAAAGCUAUUUCAAAAUUUA